Molecule: messenger RNA, 898 nt
Organism: Cylicostephanus goldi
Lineage: Eukaryota; Metazoa; Nematoda; Chromadorea; Rhabditida; Strongylidae
Source: the annotation of a GenBank genome assembly
UUUGUUGGACUUGCUUUCUGAGAACCGUUAACUAUCUCUUUUUCACUUUAUUGCUUCUGGGUCUUGCAAAGAUUUUUGAUUGUUUUAGGAGGAUGGAAGUCUGGACAUCCUUAUCGAGUACAAGCCAUUUGAAGGGGACACUAAAUUCAGGUACUUACGAGCAUUCAUCUAUGAUUUUGCUUCUCAUCUCAAUGUAACUCUAUGCUUCAGCUUUAUCUACUGUGAUGACAAGGGUGAUGUCACUUUCCUCAAAGUGCAAGUUUUCACAAACGUGUGCGGCAAGAGAUGUGAUCCAUCAUCUAAGGAGUUAGGUGAGUUGAUAAUGCUCUAUCUACUUUAUUUUGUUGGACAUUACUUCGCGCACAUGAGAAAGAUGAAUCCUGAUUUAGGGUCUGGUGUCAGCUGGAGUGGAGCCUGCGCAAGCUUUAGUAUGUCCGACGGCUGGGGUGGCUCUUUGAAAGGCGCUUCAUGCCAGCUUCCUGCCUCGACCCACAGAGCCCUGGCUGCGCCCUAUGUUUUGUUUGGACUGGGCCGAAGCCCCAAUUUUGUUGAUGAGGUGAGGACAUUUUCAUCUCGAAACGAUUUAUACUCUUGGGUGUUCCAGCUGACUAUUGGUGCGCCACGUUAUUCUGACGCCUUAGCCGUCCGCCAACACACGUUGAAACAGAUUGUACCAAACUCGAGAAUUGUUGUCAUACCACCAGAGGCAGAUGGCACGCACUGGUUGACGCGAUUGUAUGUAACUCCAUCACAGCUGAUUUUGCAGAGUUUGGCAGUCAUUGCUUUGGUAUGUGCUAUGCUGCUUAUGGUUGUUGCUUUCCUCCACUACCGGGAAAAGAAAGAAGAUCGUGUGGAACGCCAACAGCAAUCCCAUCGUUUCCAUUUCGAUGCCAUGUGA